Molecule: messenger RNA, 4567 nt
Organism: Anopheles funestus (African malaria mosquito)
Lineage: Eukaryota; Metazoa; Arthropoda; Insecta; Diptera; Culicidae
Gene: inc
Product: BTB/POZ domain-containing protein KCTD5
Exons: 3
Coding region: 719-1387 (222 amino acids)
Biological process (GO): protein homooligomerization; proteasome-mediated ubiquitin-dependent protein catabolic process
Cellular component (GO): Cul3-RING ubiquitin ligase complex; cytoplasm
Molecular function (GO): cullin family protein binding
Source: RefSeq, a predicted model, not a curated record
AGUUAUUUUGCUAUGAAAUCAAUUCAAUUUUCGUACCCUGGUACGACCCGUCUUAGGUUACACUCUUCAACGUGUGAAUAUAAACCGCUUCGCUCCCAAGCAGCAUUCUCCCAGCACGGGUAAUUUGGAAGAAAGCUUUGAAGGUGGUUGAACAUUGUUUGUUUCUGUGCGCGACCAUCAAUCAAACGCGAAGGCUCACAAAAACAUAAUCCCCGACAAAAAAACUCUAAUUAUAAAACGUGCAGGCCCCGUCUCCGCCACCGUUUGUCCAGGACUGGGAAGUUCCGUCGAUUCUCGAACGAGCGGGGUAUACGAUAAAUCGGUGAUGGUGCCGUGCAAAACGCAUUGAAGCAUUGAAUUUUCCACUUCACGGAUCGAUGAAGAACCACCGAGCGAUUUAAGUUUCCGGAACGUGUGCGGGUAGAGGCUAAUAUCGACACAACCACACAGCAUCGAGUGAGUGUGUACGUAGAUGGUGUCACAAAAAAGACACGGGAAGACAACAAAUCAUAGUCAAAUCAUUCAGUUCGGAGGUCUCAAUAGUGAAAGAAAAUUGUGCUAGCUAGACGAAACUAGAACGGAACCGUUCCUUCAGCUAUCGAACGCUUAUAGAGUGGUGUCACUGCGACGGGCGCACAACGCGAUCAACAACAUCCCUAAACCGUGCAUAUACACACACAUACAUACACCUGCAAUCAAUCAACCUGUACUCCUCAGCAUGGCAACGGUCAAUCUGAAUCCAAACGGAUGUCCCAUGGGUGGCACGAAUGUGGUAGGAUCGAGUACUUCCAUUCACUCGAUACAGGGGAAGGAUCAGUGGGUGAAGCUAAAUGUUGGUGGUACCUGCUUUCUCACCACCAAAACGACCCUCUCCCGCGAUCCAAACUCUUUCCUAUCACGACUCAUCCAGGAAGACAGUGAUCUCAUCUCCGAUCGGGACGAAACGGGUGCAUACUUGAUCGAUCGUGAUCCACGGUACUUUGCACCGGUGCUGAACUACCUCCGCCACGGUAAGCUCGUGCUGGACGAUGGCCUCUCGGAAGAGGGCGUCCUAGAGGAGGCCGAAUUCUACAACGUGACGCAUCUGAUCGGUUUGCUUAAGGAUAACAUAGCGCGACGCGAACAGCGACCGGCGGCGGAUAAGAAGCGUGUGUACCGGGUGCUACAGUGUCAGGAGAACGAGCUGACACAAAUGGUGUCGACCAUGUCGGAUGGGUGGCGAUUCGAGCAACUAAUCAACAUCGGCACACAGUACAACUAUGGCACGGAGGAGAACGCUGAGUUUCUUUGCGUGGUGUCGAAGGAGUGCGCCAACACGUUGAUCGGGCGCGAGGUAGAAUCGAACGAUCGGGCCAAGGUGUUGCAGCAGAAGGGUUCGCGUAUGUAAGGCAGCAGCAGCAGCUGGGACGAUGAAACUGUGUGUACAGGGAGCGCACAGAAGACGCACAUGGAGCGUUAUAGAUAGAAAUUAUCAAUCACCCUCCUCACGAAUCAUGGGAGACGAGCGAAAGCGAUAGAAAGCGGCGAUACGUUAAGUUAGCAUGCUUGCGUAGGCAUGGUUUGUGCAAUGGAAGGAAAAUUAAGAGUAAUAUAGAAUGUUUAAUGUUAGUCUGCAGCUCAGAAAAGGAACAAUAUUGCGGUGGAUUAAUCUAACAUUUAAUAUUUACGUUUGUGACAGAUACGGUUGUAACUGGCAUUAAGUAUUCCGUACUACUCUGGUUUCGUAAUUGUUGCCGAAGUGCGUUGGUUUAGAAUUGCUUUCGAACGUAGCACAAGAACUGUAGCACUAUCUGCAUGUUCCGGUGCCCGCGAGAAGCCGGAUUGAAACAUGAGACUAUAGCGCGUCAUACGUGUGAUAGACAAUGAAUGAAGAAGCGCACAAUCGCAUUAGAAAAAAUGGAAAUGUUUCCAGGUUCUCGUUCAUUUAGCUACCUAAGCCUACAUAAAAACACACUCACACACAUACAUAUGUCAGUCUACCAUAGAUUGCAUCGUUCCGUAAAGCUCCCUUAGAUCCUUAAACUAGGCGCAACCACGUCAAGGUGCUGCUGCAGCAUCGAAUGCAAAAACAAACGUCGGCACGAUUACGACAGCGUGUGCGUUUUGUGUAUGAAAAAAAAAAUCGGUUUUAGCUUUAAGUUUUAGCGCAUAAGUAACCGCCGUGUUUGCCGUGUGGAGCAUACCCAAAAACCGCAACUACACCACCACAGAUACUGCUCACCGUACCGGACCGUAGGAUGGAGAACAUUUGUUAGAUUUUAUAACCGACCGGUGGUGUAGCGUAUUGUGAAGUUUGUAUAGCGCUAGAAAUCACAUCGCUAAUGCGAGUAGGGAUGCAACAGACAGUAGAAGCGAGUGUACGUAUGAGGAUGCUUACUUAUCAUUCAGUAGGUAUCCGUCCGGCACUAGAACACAGAACGCCUGGAAGCAAAGAUGCAACAAAAAGACAUAUAGUGGUGUUCAUUACGGAUGAGGGAUAAGGGCGUAAGGGAUGUAUACGGCAGAGGGAUACGCUCAGUAUGUUUGUACGCCACAACUCCUCCUUGAUGAUACUGUUUAACCAUAGUGAUAGUAAUAUCGGGAUGCAUCUGGGCUAGUACAACUGGUCAAGGUGCAACCGAGACUCCUCAAUCAUACACAUACACAGAGACACACCCAAGCAUAAACAUAAACAAUUCGAUAUUUGUUACGUCUGCGAGACUGUUUACUAGAAAGACACACACACACAUACACGAAACAAUAUGACCGCUUCCUUUAUUGCUUUAAACAAAAAGGGGGGAAUAAAGACCGCUAAUGGUGCGUUAAUGGGUGCGUACGACUUCGUCCUCAUGUUUUUACCAUAACCUUGUAAGUUAGGUUUUCUUCGUUAUUGGGCAUCGUACAUGCCUGCCAUAGAUUGGCAUACAAGACGCGUUUAACUAUUUAGAUACUUGAACUUGAGUUCGUAUAGAUCUUACUGUAUGGAGCACCCGUCAUGCAAUCGAUAUAUUUCCCUUGUCAGUUUUAUUACUUACCUUAUAAGCAAGACAAGAUAUUUUUCAUUCUUUACACUGCGAAUAGUAAAAGUUAAAAACACACAUCAAUCACACAGAGGAGUACUGUAGCAUGUAGGGUAACCUGUUUGUGUUUUCGCGUAAAUCGUAGCCAUACAGGAAGCGUGGCUACCUAACCUAUAAUGUGGGAACGAAUUUCAAAUGACUGACAGCUAGGAUUACCACCUCGGUACUAAUGCUAAUAGGUGUGUGAUGAGGCUCAGGCUUUUAAAUGCGUUAUUCGCCAUCGAGUGCACUACUACACACAAUCAUCUUUUUUCUAGAAUUUUUUGUUGUUGCAAGUUGUGCAGUAUUUGCUUUCUUUUGUUGUAUUGAAUUGAUUAGAAGUAAAACUAAAAAUGAAGUAGAUAUAAGAUCGUUUAGCAACCUGCUCAUGAUGUUUCUGUUUACAUAUUUGGUGCUCACUGUAUUAGAAAAACUUAACAUAGUUCUUCUUUGCUGUCACCUCCACCAGGUAUGUACACCUGUACGGGUACGGUGUGUAGCAAAGACUGUAAGGUUUAAGAAACAACCCAGUAUGUUCAAAAUUCAUACUCAAAAGACAUCCCACGUAAUGGCAUCUCGAAGAAUACCCGCUGAUUACAUUUUAGAAGCAAUUGAAAAUGGGCUGGUCGCGCACUUAAACCUUUUGAUGUUUGACACAUGUGAGAACGACUACGAGUCGUCCGCACUGUCCAUCACACUCACACCAGCACCACCCCGACCGCCCCUCCGCCCUACUUAUAAUGAUUACUACCGUUAGGGCUAGCUUUAAGUAAGUGCUAGGCAUUUGUUCGCAAAUCGAGGUAAAAGAAUCAGACAGAAAAAAAAAUGGAAGAGAGAGAGAGAGAGAGAGAGAGAGAGAGAGAUAAAGUGAAGCCUUUCGAGACAGUGCGAAUAACUACGCGCAGGAAUGGUAGACAUAAACAGUAGUUAAUUAAUAUAAUAUCGUUAAUUAGAACGGGUUCGAUGCAGCAGCAAAACCAUAGCAACCUGCUGGAAAAGAACUAUUUUUUCGUGCAAAUCGAAAACGAACGAAUCUGAUAAAAAUGGUAUGUCCCGGGCGUACGUGCAGGCGUAUGUAUGUGUGAUUAACAAAAUAAAAGCAACACGGAAAAGAGAUAGAUAUAAAAGAGAUACACUAAAACAAGAAAGCGUAAUAUAAAGAAAACUUAAUAAAAUAUAUAUACACCUUAUAUAUAGAGAGAGGGAAUACGAUUGAGCGAGAUAAUCGUAACAUGGUGUUUGUACUUGAUUUGCAAAAGUUAGAAAAUAGAUCACCCAAAAGCAGUAAAGCUAGAGAAACAUUAGAAAAGAAAAACAAAAAAACGGACAGCGAACGUCAUGACAAAACAAGCACAAAACAUGUUGGAAAAUUCUACCCGGUGUUUGAGAGAAAACACAGUUACUGAGCCGAGUUUCACGUGCGCAUACGCAUAGAGCACCCAUCAUGAAAGGAAAGCAGAAAACAACAACAACAACAACAACAAAACUGUGAUUAAAAAAGAUGUUGUAUUAAAUGUUUCCCAGAACGA